Messenger RNA from Tetrahymena thermophila SB210, 1536 nucleotides. RefSeq lists its product as hypothetical. NCBI's taxonomy places the organism in Eukaryota, Ciliophora, Oligohymenophorea, Hymenostomatida, Tetrahymenidae. The record is from RefSeq and is a predicted model, not a curated record. The transcript is spliced from 3 exons.
AUGGAUUUAUUGUCAGAAGAAGAAAAAUAACUUAUCAAAUUUUUUGAGAAAAAAGUAUAAAAUGAAAGCAAUAUUAAUCAAAGUGAUAGUAGAUAGCGAUUAGGUUAAACAAAUGAUGAUUAGUUGAUUAGAGAAAAUGAAAGCAGAAAUUAGAACUCAUUUUAAAGAUAUUCUUAAAUGUUUGGAAACAUUUAAAAUGAAAAUUAAGAGAACUUAGAAUAAAAUUCUAAGAAUAGAAAUCAAUAUGUAAAUCUUUAUGAAAACUAAGAAAAUGAUGCAAAAAAUGAGUAGAGAUUCUAGAUUUAUUACAAAUAACCUUAGAAAAAUCUAAAUGCAGUCAUAUUUAAUGGUGAUGAUAAUAGCAGUAACCACGCUGAAAAUAAUUCUAAUAAUACAAGAACUAAUUCUUCAUUUAACUCUUCUCAGCAUAAUAAGCAGUAUUAUAAUAAUCAUAGGCAAGGACCAGCUUAAAAAUAGUAGUUAGCAUAAUAGUAUUUAAAUUAGCCUUCUAAUGAUCAAAUAUUCUACAGCCAUUAUUUGUAAAACAAUACAAGUCUUCAAAAUAGCAAAAAUGUUUUAGAGAAUUAUAAAUCAUAAUAGGGAGACUUAAAUACUUUUACAUUUAAACCACCUACAUCUAUAAAAUCUAAAGAUAAAUAAAAAAAAGUAAAUUAAGAUAUAAUUGUUAAAAAUGAAGAUAAGAAGUUUAAAAAUAGCUCUAAAAAAGAUUUUUCAGUUAAAAAAAAUAAAUAAUUAGGAGAUUAGCAGACAUCAUAAAAGAAAGUAAAUAACAAUUCUGAUAAAAAGUAAAUGUAGAAAAUAAAUACUUCUCGUCCUCAAAGCUCUAGAAAUUAAUAAAAAUCAAUUAAAAAUAAUUCAUUUGUUAAUCAAUAAGAACAUUAAAUUUCAAGCAAUAAAGUCAACAAAACUCCUUCAUAAAUGUAAAAAAAUAAAUCUUUGAUACUUGGCUAAGAAUAAAACUCUAAAAUGAAUGCUAAAAAAGAUGAAAUACUCAUUAAAAAUAACUCACUUUACAAAUAAUCUUCAAAUAAAAAAUCAGAUUCAAAAUUAAAGAAAGCACGUUCAACUUCCCUAUUUGUUUCUAAUUUAGUGAACUAGAGUAAUUUAAUAUAGAAAGAUUGCAGUAAGGAUAAAUUAGAAAGUGUUAGAAAGAGAUCAAACAGCAAAUCUAAAAAAAAAUUAUCAAUAGUAAAUACUUAAUCAAAUAAAUAGUUAAAAUCUGAAAGAAGCAGAAUAUCGUCUUAUUCAUAUACAAAAGGAAUUCCUAAUUAAAAUGAUGUUGAUUAAAUAGAAAAUAAACCGAUGUCAAAUUAAGAGGUUUAUAGGUAAUUCUUAGAUGUAUUAGAGUAAAAUCAUGAAGAAAGUGAAAGAAUUAUGUUAAAAGUAAUAGAAAAUCACAUUAAUGAUUGCAAAGAAUUUAAAUAGAAAAUUGUAAAUAUUAUAAGAGAAUAAAUAAAUUACAACAGAUAUAAAAGUUAAAAUAGUUAAUCCAAUAGAGGAAACGAUUAAAUAUGA